UUUUUAGGCCCCAAUCCCAGCUUUGCCUGCUACCUAGAAGAUGGCUGCUCCUAUUCGAGUUUCAGGGCAAACACCCAGACCCAUUGCAGGACUUGCCCUCAGCUCCUUGCCCAUGAAAACAGCAUGUCAGCUUAAGCAGAAUAGAGCGAUGACAAUGCAGCAGGGCAUCUCUAUAAAAAGCAUGAAAAAAAAUAAAACAAAAUUUCGUGGCCUCUAUUUGGCUGUGCAGAGGAGAAGCAAUUCCUAUUUCGGAUCAAGUGGCCCCUUUCCAUCAGAAACAAUUGAACUAUUCUACACCUGUAUCAAUGACAAGAACUUGAAGCAACUAGCGAAGCUCGUGUCAGAUGACUGCUGCUUCAAUGACUUAUCGUUUCCCCAACCAUUCAAAGGGAAAAAGGAGGUUCUGCGUUUUUUUGAAGAACUUACUGCAGUCAUGGGAAAAAAUGUGAAGUUCAGGAUACUUCAUGUUUGUGAAGGAGAUGGUCUUACAGCUGCAAUAGACUGGCAUUUAGAAUGGCAAGGAAAGCAGAUUCCAUUCACAAGAGGAUGCAGCUUCUAUGAAUGUGCAGAAGAAGGCAAAAGUCUAAUUAUAAAGGAAGCGAAAAUUGUGAUCGAAUCACCAAUCAAACCAGGACCCUUUGCGCUGACUCUGCUGAAGAUAGUGACUACACUAUUUGAUGAUUUCCCAAAGGCUACAGAGAGUAAGUUGGCUUCUAUUAACAUUUAAAAACUAUAGUUCAUCAAAUAUACAGCAUAAUGAGAUAAUGUAACAUAUCUGUCACCUGCAGGGUUUCUAAAGAGUCCUGAAGCUAUACUAAAGAUAUUACUCAAGAUUUACAAUACAUUUUUGCGGCCUUUUAUUAACCCACUUCUUGCAUUAUGCAUCAACCUAUGGAAAUUUCGGGCUCGAUUGUUUGCCUUUGCAUUCAACAUUAUUCACCAUAUUUUAAAGAUUUUCUUCAAAUAGAGGGCAUUAAUAACAGUCCAUUCAAAAUCCAAUACUCUAAGUAGAGGAAGGGACUUCACAAUUCACAUAACCUGUCAAUCAUCAUUGCUAUCCCGACUCCACCAUGCUUCUAACAAUGAGAGAGCAACUAAAGGUCCAAGCACAGGUGGGAGGGGUGGAGGCUUGCUGAAGGCAACAAUAGGAUCAAUCUUCUCAUUUGUAAUUGUCCCUUGUUCCCGAAAAUCAUUAUUUCCUUCUCUUUUCAGUGUUGAGGUAGACGCACUACCUGGAAAGUUUAUGCCAAUAUUGUUGAGUAAAUAUGUCAUUGAACAAUAAAAAAUUGUAGGCAUCAAAGAAUGGACAUUACCCCAUGUUCCUUUGGGAGGAUAGAUUUGUUUUAAUUUGUUCUUUGCAGGCAAUAAUGCAGCUGUUCCUCGCAUGUAGAUCCUACUUGUUUCUUCUUCUUAUAGAAUAAGAGUUAUAUGCUAAGAAAUUAGCAGUCCUGCAGUAGGAAAUGAAACAAAGGUAAGCAUAUUCACUAAAGAUUGUUGAGGCAGUUUUUCAGAUCCUUUCCAUCUGCACACUCCAUUCCAGCGAAAUAAAAAGAAAGAAUAAGGAAAUUCCCAAAUGGUGGAGAAAAAGAAAGGAAUUUUUUUUUCCCCAAAUGGACAAGUGUAGUAACGACUACAAGAACUUAGAGCACACUGCUGUCUCUUUCCAUCGUUUAUUUCUAAAGAAAUGAUCAGGGAAAUGACAGAAAUGGCAUCUUACCUUAUCCUCAGGAGAUUCUGUCAGAAAUCAAAUUGUAAAAUUUCCGGUUUCAGUGAACAAUGACUACUAAUGAUCUUGAAAUUGAUAACAUGCUUUGAAAUUACAAAUCUCCUAAGACUGAAAAGAAACGAUACAGAAUCCAGCUAAGUACCGUGUGUUUUCAAAUUCAGCGAAAUGAGCAUCACUUGAUUUCUAAGUAAUAAUUUUAAAUCGUGAAACUGCAUUAAAUUAUUGAACACGAACAUGAAAGUAAAAACUCUUUCUCCGAAUCACCCUAAACGUCAAAGUUAAGGUUUUUCUCCAACACUAGAUUCAUCUCCAUCGUCUUCCGUUUGGUUACCGGGAAAACUAAUAAAAUAAAAGAGAACGAAGAAUCGUGGAAUCCUUUUACUCUUCAAUUUUGUUUUGUUAAAUUUUCUCAGCGAUCAAACAGAGCAUUGGGGACUCAAAUGACUAUAGAAAACAAGACUAGUAAGAAUUUGGAAGAAUAUGAGAAUAGUGUUCUCACCUGCGAUUGUUCGUCGGCAGCAAACCAAAGAGGGAAACCAGCGUUGGGAGCCACGAGUGAUGUCUAGGGUGGUGG
This is a messenger RNA of Vitis vinifera (wine grape), 2300 nucleotides long. RefSeq lists its product as uncharacterized. The record is from RefSeq and is a predicted model, not a curated record. Bases 41 to 727 code for a protein of 228 amino acids. NCBI's taxonomy places the organism in Eukaryota, Viridiplantae, Streptophyta, Magnoliopsida, Vitales, Vitaceae. The transcript has 5 exons.